ACAAAGCUUCUUUUGGGGGAGAGAGAGCGGCUCUAAGAGAACGCCUGACCUGUAAUGGCCGUGUUUCCGACGACACCUGAAUCCGUCUUGGCAGCAGGCAGCUGAGUUGACAGGAGGUUGUCCUUGGCUAGCAGCUAAAGCUAAACCGAGCUGCACAAUGCAUACGCAAACCGGUUGUUUUUGGUCUGCAUGAGACGGGGGGGUUUUGGUGCUGUGACCGUGCCCGAGCCAGCCCCCAGGUAAGAGCUGAGGGUCGGGCCGAUGUCCUCCAGUCAGGGGGACGGAGGGGGUCCUUCUCACGCUCCCCCUAAAGGCAACACCCGGGACGUGUUUGACAACCCCAUUCAGAGCUCUGCAACAUGCUGCACACCUGAGGCACAGGUUUCUCCUGCUUUGGACGAGGUUUCUCCUUCCUCCACGUCCUCUUUUGAGAUGCUGGACAUGGAGUCGGUUCCACCUCCGUAUCAGGAGGUGCAGCCUCACUGGUUCUUCUGUCGUCGGGUAGAUGACAGCACCUCCUGGCAUCCCUUCAGCAGAGAGGACUCUGACAAACUAGAGAACGCUUCCAACAUGGUAAGAGACAAGGAGGAGGACGUGGUUGUUGCUGUGGAAGGGGAGCGCUAUGACGUACGUGUCAGGGAGAGGAAGCUCUAUGCUGUCUAUUGGGACCAAGCUCCCGCUGAGGUCCGCCGCUGCACCUGGUUCUACAAAGGAGAUAAGGACACGAGGUUCUUGCCUUACUCUGAGGAAUUCAGCAAAAGUCUGGAGGAAGCCUAUAUGAUAGCAGUGACCUUAGAUGAAUGGAAAAGGAAACUAGACUUUCCAACUGGAGAGACUGUCAUCUUGCACAACCCUAAGCUGAUAAUGCAUUAUCAGCCAAUAGGAAUGCAGGAUGAGUGGGUUUCCUCUCCGUCGGAGCAGACACGGCCUCGCACAGUCAAGAGGGGAGUCGAGAACAUUUCUGUAGAAAUACCUGAGGGUGAACCGGAGAAGGUGGAUCACCUGGUCUUUAUGGUGCACGGCAUCGGUCCCGCCUGCGAUCUACGCUUUAGGUCCAUCAUACAGUGUGUAAAUGACUUCAGGAGCGUUUCGCUGUCCCUCCUGGCCUCCCACUACAAGCGCUCUCAGCAGGAUGGCCACGUGGGCCGAGUUGAAUUCCUUCCUGUCAACUGGCACAGCGCUCUGCACGGGGACGCCACUGGGGUGGACGAGGACAUUCAGAGAAUCACUCUACCCAGCAUCAGCCGCCUCAGGCAUUUCACCAACGACACUCUGCUGGACUUAUUUUUCUACAACAGCCCCACCUACUGCCAGACGAUAGUGGACACAGUGGCGUCAGAAAUUAACCGGCUGCACGCCCUCUUUAAGCAGAGACACCCAGAGUUUGACGGAGCAGUUUCAGUUGUGGGACACAGCUUGGGUUCUCUGAUCCUGUUCGACCUGCUGACCAAUCAGAGGAAUGGAUCCAAAGCAAGAGAAGGAGUACCUUCAGGAGAACCGUCUUCCCUGAACAGCGACACGCUGGAGCAGACGCUCGCUAAGCUGGGUCUCCAGCAGUACCUGGGAACUCUGCGGGCGGAAAAUGUGGACAUGGAGUCACUGGCUCUCUGCCAAGACAGUGAUCUUAGGGAUUUGGGAAUUCCUCUCGGACCUCGGAAGAAGAUUUUAAACUACAUCAAGAAGAAGUGGCUUCGAGAGGACUGUAAGACAGCAGCAGGGCUCCUGACCCUGGAGUCUGUUCCUCCUCAUGUGAGCAGUGAUGGUAACCAGUCGUCAGGACUGCCGGAGCAGCAACCCCUCUUCCACAGAGAGCCUUCUAUCACCAGUGCUGUGGACUAUGAAUACUUCGACGUCGGGAUUGGACAGUCCAAUGGAGGCAUAGCCAAGGGACAGGUGUCUAUCGAUUACCCUCAGCUGGCGUUUUACCCUCAGACCUUCUUUGCUUUUGGUUCUCCGAUCGGCAUGUUCCUGACUGUGCGAGGACUGAAACGCAUCGAUCCAAACUACUCGUUCCCAACCUGCAAGAGCUUUUACAACGUCUACCAUCCGUAUGACCCCGUCGCCUAUCGGAUCGAGCCCAUGAUUGUUUCGGACGUGGAUCUGGAGCCGAUGCUUAUACCUCACCACAAAGGCCGAAAGAGGAUGCACCUCGAGCUGAAAGACAGCUUAACCCGAAUGAGUAUGGAUUUGAAGAACAACGUUUUGGGAUCAUUACGGACAGCUUGGCAGUCUUUUACCAGACUACCAGCUGCUGCACUGCCCCCGGUGGAGGAAGGGGAAACUACAAAUGACACGACCCCCCAGGACGAUCAAGUCUCAGCAGACACUGCUGAUGCUAGGAGAGAAGACAAAUAUACAGGUUUUUGGAGUAAAAUGCUAGAGUGGCCAAUGGCCCUUCACAAGCAUUACCUAAAAGGUAAGCCAGGACAGAGCUAAUGCCUGAAUAUAGUAAGACAAUUCAUCUAACUUCUGUUUUCCCACUUUGAUCGUAGAGUGAUGAUUCAGCUUACACUCAGAUUUAUAUCGGUGAACCCAUAAAGGUUUUGUGACAGCUUUAUGAGUUUCUGUAAACUGUCUUCUAGUUUCUUACAUCUGUAUUUGAAAAGCUAUAAUAAAAAAAAUAAAUAAAGCUUUAUUCUAUUAUACACUCAAAAAACAAACAAACAAAUGAACCCCUAUUGCUGUGGCUUUUACCUGAUAGACAUGUUGUGGAAAAGCUUAAUAGGAAAAAUAUCUGUUCAGCUACAGUGGUUUACCUUGGCACAUUUUCAGAGAGCGAGUCUUGCGUAAUGAUUCCCAUUGUCACCCGAGGCUCUCGCUGCUCGUGUGCUUCUGCUCUCCUCAUAUCCCGUGAUUUUACCACCUGCUGAGCAACUUGUCAUUUUAACUGAAAGAUUUAAUUUACUGAAAACUCCCUCAGGCCCAUUCUUGCCUUUUUCCACCUGUACAUUUCUCAAUGGCAGAGUUCACGCACAGCUUCACACUGAUCAUCAACAUCAUAAACCAUUGGAGUAUCUGCCCUAAAGCACAUUUUUAGACGAGCGCUGUGACUUUUAUUUUUUUUAAGUAAUUAAAUAGCUGUAAGUGAGACUUGACAUAAUCUGCCUUUUUUUUGUCAAAUCACUUUUUCUCUAUGUUGGUGCGUAUUUAGUCAUGUUAAUAAGGACAAUGUGUCAGUUCAUUGCAUGGCUUCUAAGUUGUGAGGAAAUAGUCUUUUUUUUCCCCUUUCCCUUUCUCAUUGUUCCUAGAAAUAAAGUCACAGCUUUUCAUUCAUAUGUUAUAUGAUAGACCUGGAAGUUGAAAGUAGGAUUUCACCUGUUAAUGCUACUUGCAUAGUUGGAUUGUCAGAAAUAGCUGGGAGAAGUGUGAGGAUGCUAGCAGUCGGCACCAUUUAAGGAUGAUAAAUAGGUUGAAUUGAAUUGAGAAAAGCAGAUUCAACCUCAAUAAUGACUUUGCUACAUGAUACUUCUCUUUAUUGAAGUACAUUCAGGCUUUAGGUCCACUUGGCUCGUCAAGAUGAUCAAAAUAUUUUUUAAUUCAUCAGCCUUUCCAUAUAAUCUCUCUGCAUUUUUCUUUUCUGUUGUUAGAGUCUCUUACAGAACGGAUGCUGCCCGAGUUUCAGUUCAAAAUCAUUGUCUUAGGUUUAAUUAGGCGAAAACAUUUUAUUUAGUGACUGUGCUGUUUGCUAUGUCCUCUUCUGGACGUCAUAAUACUUUAGGAGUGAUUCUAACUGAUCUUUGUGGCUGUUCAGUGAACCGCUGAAAACUACUCUUUGCUGCAACAAUUGUUAAACAAUGUUCUUAGAUAUUUUAGGUUAAAACUGGGCAUAAUUUGAUUUAAACGAUUAAUUCCAAUUUACAAUUUUUUUUACAAGAUUUAAUUUUUGGAAAAUGGGGAUUUAUUUUGCCAAUGCACACACUUGGCUUUCAUGAAGAGAAUAGCAUGCAAUGCUGAAUAUAUGGUUAGGAAAACUAUUAUAUUUGUUUCACCAUAAUAUGAGGCACUUUAACUUACUCAUUUACUUAUUUCUUUACACAAGGGAAGUG
Fundulus heteroclitus (mummichog) is the source of this 4046-nucleotide messenger RNA. It is a transcript of the gene ddhd2, whose product is annotated as DDHD domain containing 2. The record is from RefSeq and is a predicted model, not a curated record. NCBI's taxonomy places the organism in Eukaryota, Metazoa, Chordata, Actinopteri, Cyprinodontiformes, Fundulidae. Bases 262 to 2436 code for a protein of 724 amino acids. Gene Ontology annotation, molecular function: metal ion binding; protein binding; triacylglycerol lipase activity. Gene Ontology annotation, cellular component: COPII-coated ER to Golgi transport vesicle. The transcript has 18 exons.